AUGACGUUCGGGGCGGCAUGUUCCCCUGUAACCGCGCAGUUCGUAAAGAACCUUAACGCAGAACGCUUCAGGGAACAGUUCCCGGCUGCGGCUAGGGCAAUCGUACGCUGCACUUACGUAGACGACAUGUUGUGCAGUACUGAAACGGAAACAGAAGCCAUUGACCUUGCGAAAUCCGUCUGGUUCAUUCACGAUCAAGGUGGAUUUGAAAUCCGUAAUUGGAUGUCCAAUUCUCCGACUGUUCUUGCUGCAUUACGUGGGGACUCUGGAGUGGGAAAAAGCUUGGACCUUUCAUCAACCCUAGCUACUGAAAAGGUAUUGGGAAUGUGGUGGUGCACCCAGACUGAUUGCUUUGUCUACAAGAUCAACCUGGCCAGAUUAGGGGAGGACCUACUUUCUGGUGUUCGUCGGCCUACAAAGCGAGAGGUCUUACGUACUGUCAUGACCAUCUACGAUCCCCUGGGUCUAAUAGCCAACUACUUGAUGUACCUCAAGGUGUUACUUCAGGAAAUCUGGCGAUCAGGUACAGGCUGGGAUGACGAAAUCAAUACGCAGUGUUUUGAAAAAUGGCAGAUCUGGUUCAGACUUCUUCCCGAGCUUGAAAGUUUACAAAUCCCGCGUUGUUACAGGCUUCAGACGACGAUUGGAGCGCAAACGAAGAUCCAGCUGCAUAUAUUUGUCGACGCCAGUGAGAGCAGUAUGGCAGCCUUAGUGUACCUCCGUUUCGCAGAUAAAGGGAUAAUCGAGUGCUCGCUCGUCACAGCGAAGACCCGUGUAGCCCCGCUAAAGUACCUCACUAUUCCUAGGCUCGAACUGCAGGCAGCUCUCAUUGGUGCUCGGCUAGCACGCAACGUUCUCCAAGGAGUAGAUAUCAACAUAUCGCAAUGCAUCUUUUGGACGGAUUCGAGGAAUGCUCUAUCGUGGAUUCGCGCAGACCACCGACGUUACAACCAAUUUGUGGCAGCUAGAGUUAGCGAAAUCCUUGACCUUACGAACGUCUCCAAUUGGCGAUGGGUCCCAACGAAAUGGAACGUUGCCGACGAAGGCACUAAGUGGCAGCAUCGUCCUUUGUUUACACAUGAGAGCAGAUGGUGUAAAGGCCCUGAAUUUCUUUGGCAACUAGAAGAAGAGUGGCCUACCAUGCCGAGACCAUUGGAAGGGACAAUAGAGGAACUACGCGCCAACGUUCACGUGCACUACGACACUACGAGGCUGAAAUUUUCUACGGAACGGAUCCGUACAUGGGGAGCUUGA
Molecule: messenger RNA, 1254 nt
Organism: Armigeres subalbatus
Lineage: Eukaryota; Metazoa; Arthropoda; Insecta; Diptera; Culicidae
Exons: 1
Coding region: 1-1254 (417 amino acids)
Source: RefSeq, a predicted model, not a curated record